This is a messenger RNA of Glarea lozoyensis ATCC 20868, 3954 nucleotides long. RefSeq names its product Tricorn protease 2. Gene Ontology annotation, cellular component: elongator holoenzyme complex; cytosol. The coding region runs from base 1 to 3954 and encodes 1317 amino acids. Gene Ontology annotation, biological process: tRNA wobble base 5-methoxycarbonylmethyl-2-thiouridinylation. The transcript has 5 exons. The record is from RefSeq and is a predicted model, not a curated record. Gene Ontology annotation, molecular function: tRNA binding; protein binding. Lineage: Eukaryota; Fungi; Ascomycota; Leotiomycetes; Helotiales; Helotiaceae.
AUGCGCAACCUUAGGAAUAUUCGUUAUGAACCAUGGACUCCUCCAGCUCAAUUUCAUGGGAGACCGGUCUCAGCAGCUACCUGGGAUCUAGCCAAUGAGUCGAUCGUAUGUACUUUUGGACCAUCCGAGGACAAUGCUGUGAUUGAACUCGUUCGAGUCAAGACAACUCCUCAGUUUCAAGAAAAUACUCGAAUCACUUCCUGGGAUGCGCCUUGUCCCAAUCCAGAACUUGCUUGUGACAAGAUUCUCAGCCUUCAUUACUUUAGUGACAGCUUAACAGCAUGUCUAGUACUAGCUGGAGGCGACAUUGUCGUUGUCAGAGAGGAGCCUCAGCCAGGAGAAGAUCGAAUUGAGAUUGUUGGUUCAGUUGAUGCUGGCAUCACUGCUGCAAAAUGGUCACCUGACGAGGAGCUUUUGGCCAUCACCACCAAGGCAGAUACGGUCGUUUUUAUGAGCCGCAGCUUUGAAGGGAUUACGGAUGUCGCUAUGAAUGGCGAAGAUCUCAAGGCUUCUAAUCAUGUCUCUGUCGGUUGGGGAAAGAAGGAGACUCAGUUUCAUGGCAAAGGGGCUAAAGCUUUGAAGGACCCGACUAUGCCUGAGAAGAUUGACGAGGGUGUUUUGAGUCCCAACGACGAUUCCAGAGUUUCAAUUAGUUGGAGAGGUGAUGGGGCUUACCUUGCCAUUUCGAAAAUCGAGGAUGGUAUUAGAAGGUUAAUUCGCGUCUACUCCCGAGAAGGAGUUCUUGACAGCGUUAGUGAGCCAGUGGAUGGGUUGGAAGGUGCAUUAAGUUGGCGACCCGUCGGGAAUCUUAUCGCGGGUGUUCAGAGGCUUCAAGACCGGGUCGAUGUUGUCUUCUUUGAGCGAAAUGGCCUACGACAUGGUCAGUUCAGUCUUCGCCUCUCCGCCGAAGAAAUGCAGGCUUCUGGUCAACACAUUACUCUGUCCUGGAACCAAGAUUCGACAGUUCUAGCUGUCAUUCUGGCAGACUCGAUACAACUCUGGACUAUGGGAAAUUACCACUGGUACCUAAAGCAAGAAAUAAAGACUAAGCAUGCAGACACCUCAUCUUGCAGUCCCUUGGUGUGGCAUCAAGAACGGCCCUUGCAGUUCCUGACGAUCGGUUCAGAUCACUUGAGCACCUUUGAAUAUAUAUUUACCGUUGCCCGUGGUUCGGUUAUUCCUCCUCAUGAUUUCGGAGUUGUCGGUGUGAUUGAUGGGCAGAAUAUCAAAAUCACCCCAAUGAAGAUUACGAAUGUCCCUCCACCAAUGGCACUUCAUGAACUCAAGGUUUAUUCAAAUGCUAUAGAUGUGGCUUUCAGCGCCGACGGAUCACUUUUCGCUGUCUUGCACUUAGAUGGCAUUGCUGUAUACGAGUGGAAUCCUGCUGAUUCGGAAUCAGCACCCUCCCUUACUGGUCGUGUGACCUUCGAAAAGACGGAGCGUGCCGACGAUAUGUAUCAACAAAUAACAUUUAUUGGCAAAAAUAGCCUACUGGUACUGCAGCCAAUUGCCGCAUCCGAUGAGCCGGUCAAGAAGUAUGCUUUCGAUGAUGAUACUGGCCGAAUGGAAAAAGUUGUAUCUGGUAUUAACACAAACUCGAUCAUCCGAACGAUGUCCAGUUUUGCUUCAGAUGGAUUGAGUCACCCUUUUGUACAAACAGGCUCUGGAGAAUUACAUAGCUUAGCGUUUGGAGACCACAGCCUAGGGGAGUGCACCUUCCCUGCAUAUAUGCCGUGGGUAGAGAUAAUCCCCUAUGACGAAGGAUUUAUUGCGUUUGGCAUGUCUAUCAGCGGAAAUCUCUACGCUAAUAGCCGUUUACUGGUUAAGAACUGUACUUCUUUCCUUGUAACAUCAGCACAUCUCAUUUUCACCACUACCACUCACCUUAUAAAAUUCGUGCACAUAGUAGAUGCUCAAGAUCUCGUAAUACCAGAGGAUGACCCAGAAAUAGACGAACGAUGUAGAAGUGUAGAGCGUGGUUCUUGUCUUGUCACCGCAAUGCCCACUGCACUUAGCCUUGUCUUACAGAUGCCAAGGGGUAAUCUAGAGACAAUAUAUCCUCGUGCUAUGGUACUUGCUGGAAUUCGAAAAUUGAUUGAUGAGAAGAAUUACAAAAGGGCUUUUACUCAUUGCAGGACUCAAAGAGUGGAUAUGAACCUAUUGUACGAUCAUGCACCUGAGCAAUUCAUCUCAAACAUAGCCUUGUUUGUUGAUCAAGUCAAGAAGAUAAGCUACAUUGACUUAUUCUUGUCCUCGCUAAGAGACGAAGAUGUCACCCAAGUCAUGUACAAAGAAACUAGGGUACCGAAAGCUGCCGAAGCUACACCAUUAGCAUUGAAUGGCACAAGUACUCUAAUUGCUAUAGAGCAAGCAUUUGCCCCAAAUGUGUCAAAGAUCAACCGAAUCUGCGAUGCAUUCCUCGAAGUACUCAAAACGAGAACGGCCACGAAUCUUCAAAACGUAAUUACCGCAAACGUGUGUAAAUCACCACCUGCACUAGAAGACGGGCUACUGGUUGUAGCCCAGUUCAUGGAGAAAGAUGAGGCCAUGGCGGACAAAGCUGUUGAGCAUAUUUGUUUCCUGGCGGAUGUCAACAAGCUAUAUGAUAACGCCCUGGGUCUAUACAAUUUAGACCUUGCGUUACUUGUUGCUCAGCAGUCGCAAAAGGAUCCCCGAGAAUAUUUACCUUUCAUGCAAAAGCUGCAAGAAAUGCCCGACCUACGCCGUCGCUUCAGCAUAGACGACCAUCUCGGACGUCAUAGCAAAGCACUUACUCAUCUACACGCCCUCGACGCCUUCGAAGAGCUUCAAGCUUACACCAAGAAACACGCACUCUACCAAUCCGCUCUCUCAAUAUACCGCUAUACUCCAGCCCGCCAUUCAAUCCUCACCGAACUCUACGCACAAUACCUGGAAUCCCAAUCCUCAUUUAAAGAAGCCGCCUUAGCAUACGAAUCUCUCCACAACUACACCUCCGCAACAUCCUGCUAUCUCUCCUCUGGCCCUCAACAGUGGCGCGAAACCCUCUACAGCGCCCUCUCCCAGACUCCACCUAUCUCGCCCUCAGCACUCGAAGAUUUAGCUACUUCACUCUGCGAAGCUCUCACAGAAUCAAAAGACCACUUCGCAGCCGCCCAAAUCCAUCUCCAAUACCUCUCCUCCCUCCCCAAUGCCCUCCGAUCAUACUGCAAAGGCUAUCAUUUCGCCGAAGCCUUCCUUCUCGUCGCCCAAAAACAAACCCCAGAACUACUAGAAGAAGUAAUCGACCCAGGCCUCACCGACGCCCUCGCAUCCACCACCGAACUCCUCGCGGACUGCAAAGCCCAACUCCUCGCGCAGGUCCCACGAAUCCGCGAACUCCGUCUCAAAGCCAAGACCGACCCGCUGGCCUUCUACGAAGGCGAACGCUCUGGUGGUAUUGAUGGAGAUUUACCGGAUGAUGUCUCGAUCGCCGCGUCUUCCCGACUGUCGACGAAUCGAUCGCUGUUCACGCGGUAUACGGGGAAUGGAACGCUUCAGACGGCAAAUACGGGGACGAGUAGGGCGACUAGUAAGAAUCGACGACGUGAGGAGCGGAAGAGGGCGAGGGGGAAGAAGGGGAGUGUUUAUGAGGAGGAAUAUCUCGUCGCUUCCGUCGGGCGACUUAUCGCUCGCGUGGAGAGUGUGCGUGAGGAAGUUGGUAGAUUAAUUGAGGGAUUGGUGAGGAGGGGGAUGUGGGAGCGUAGUCGUGCUGUGGAAAGUGCGAUGGGGGAUGUAGUGGGGUUGUGUAAGGGGUGUAUUCCUGAGGUUUUUGGGACGGAGGAGGAGAAGGUUGAGAAUGGUGGAGAGGAGGGUGAGCAGUGGAAACCUACGGGUGGGGAUGCUGUGUUGGCGGAUAGUAUUAGGGAGAGGGGACUUAGGAAGGGAAGUCCUGUUAUUGGGGCUUUUGAGAGGUUGACGCUGUUGGGGAAUUAG